This is a messenger RNA of Bemisia tabaci, 3339 nucleotides long. RefSeq names its product nose resistant to fluoxetine protein 6. NCBI's taxonomy places the organism in Eukaryota, Metazoa, Arthropoda, Insecta, Hemiptera, Aleyrodidae. The record is from RefSeq and is a predicted model, not a curated record. Gene Ontology annotation, molecular function: acyltransferase activity, transferring groups other than amino-acyl groups.
GCCACAUUAAGAGAAUUUGCAUCUCGUCACAUCAUGUUCUUUUUUGUCGUUUUCUUCUUCCUCUUUUUUAUCAGCUCAUUUCGAUCAUAAGACGUGUAUUUUAAACUGGAGUUUAUUCAAAAUAAUGCUUUAAUAUUCAAAUUGUUGCCAGCCAGCAGUUGUAUUUAGCAAUUAAACCGCUAACAAAUUAGCGUUUCAGAUGGACGACAACUGCCACUGACUUCCGGACUCUCUCACAUGAGUAUACCUACUCGGCACAACAAUCCAACUGAUGGUCGUAUGGGUCUCGAAUCCUAUAAUCAGUAGACAAGUAUGUUGCCGCUCGUGCCAAAAUUGACGUUACAUCCUUUUGGUCCCCUAUAACAUUAGGAGCUUGAGAAAGAUGGCCCACGAUACCUUCAUUCUUUCCUCAGCUUUGAUGGCUAUUCUGUUUGUACCAGCAGCGCUUACGUUAACCUCAAGAGAUAGACAGAUGAAUGAUUUUGAUUCGAAAAUGUGGAUAUCGAGGGUAGUCACUGAACGUAUUUGGGAUUACGAUAUAACGUCAAAUAAAAAUCCGCUCUGCACGCAACAUUUUAACGUUCUACGCCAGCAUCAAGCAAAUUUCACCACGUGGGCUUUGCAGAUGUUAGAUGCAUCUGAUCUGAUUCCGGCUGGUUUUCUUGUUGGAGACGGGUAUCGAAUUGGCAAUUUCGAUGAAUGCAUUCAUGCUAACGUUCCAGAAGAACUAGCGUUUUCACCGCAGUACUGUUUACCUUCCUUUACAAUCGUUCAAGAGACAAAUAUUCAAAAAUCUGCUGAAACCUCUGACGAUUGGAGAGAGCCCGUAUGGAGGAGGCUUCAGGCCGUAAGCAGAACCAACGUUCCAAAGAAUCGUUUCAGCCUGUCAUUUUGUAUACCAAGCACUUGUUCAUCAGACGACUUGCAAACUUCCUUGCAAAGACUGUUCCGCGAAUUGACGAGGCCUCUUGGAUACGACCUUAAUGUAACCGUCAAUGACCUCCAUUGCACCACAGGGAAGGACCAGCCCAAAUCCAUUGGUUAUACGAUAAUGAGGUAUUUCUUGUUGAGCGCAACAGGUGUCUUAAUAUUUUGUUCUGCAGCAGACAUUAUCUUGGCGGUGACGAAGGGAGAAAAGCAUGAUAUUAAUAAUUGUUCAAUUGCGAAAGCCUCAGGGAUAGAAAAAUGGCUGAUACCAUUCUCUAUGUACAGGAACUGGAGUCAGUUAGUGGCUUCACCUACAUCUUCGGGCGAUUACAGGAUACUUAACGGCAUCAAAACAGUACUGAUGACCAUGACAAUAGUGGCACAUCGAUCCAUGUUUACUGCUGAGCGAGUGGCGUUAACUAACUGGUCUUAUUUUGAAAGGAGAUUUCAUGAAUUCAGCAUCUUCUUUGUUGGAAUGCCCAUACCAGACAUUUUUUUCUCAAUAACCGGCUUUUUACUCUGUCUCUCUAUGCUGAAACAAUUAGAGAAAAAAACUUUCAAUGUGUCAGUACACGCGGCAAAUAAGUUGCUCAGAGUCAUGCCUCCGUACAUGUUCGUCCUGGCUUGCUUUAUCUUCAUUUUUCCGCACACAGGCGACGGACCAUUCUGGAAAACGACGACUGAGGCAGACAUACGAUUCUGCCAGAAAAAUUGGUGGAUGAAUCUUCUGUUCAUCAACAACUACAUCAAACCAGGCGAAUGGUGUCUCCCGCACUCUUACUACAUUGCCGCUGAUAUUCACUUCUUCAUCGUGGGUUCGCUCAUUGUCCUUUCUUGUUGGCGGUGGAAGUCACUCAAGUGGAUUAUUUUGGGUUCUGCCCUUGUUUUGAGUGCCUUGAUUCCAUUGAUGAUCACUUAUCUCAAUCGCUAUGAGGGACUCUUAAAACUCUAUCCUGAUUUUGCUAUGAAUCCGAGAAAUCACAAUAUGCUGUUAAAUGUGUAUAUGAAGAGUCACAAUCGGUUUGGUGGAUAUAUAACUGGCAUUUUGGGGGCGUUUUGGAUGAGAUAUCUUCAGGAAAGACGUCUAAAGUUUUCAAAAACUAGAGCUUGGGCAGGCGUUUUUAUUGGUGUCGCGAUGAUUGCUACCAUCACAUGGGUCAGACAUUUACUCCACCUUCCAACUACUGCGUAUAAUGUGAUCGCGCACGCAUUAUUCGCUGGUCUGAACGCUCAGAUAAUAUCUGCAGGUGUCAUAAUCAUUGUUGUGGUCCAAAUUACUACAGAUUUCGGUGCCUUGGAUUCCUUAUUCUUGACUCAAAACUUCUUCACACUGUUCAGUAGACUCAGUUUUUGGGCAUUUCUCAUCAAUAUGCCACUCAUCAUGGCGAUGAUUGGCUCCUUCAAAGCUCGUGUCCACAUUACUUAUGAAGAUAUGAUAUAUGGAGGCCAGCAUUGGGGUGAUGUGGUACUGACGUAUUUUGUAUCGUUCUAUUGUUACUUGCUGGUUGAUGCUCCCAUAAGCUAUGUCAGACCGGCUAUCUUGAAAAAUCUCUCAAGGAAGCAGCCACAUACUGAAAAGACUCUAUGAUAAUAGCUAUGGUUGAAAUGUGUGAAACAGAAUGUUGAAUUCUGUAAUUAUACUCGUUUAUUAAGUUAUUCCCAUUGCGUUAAAAUAUGUUGAAGAAGGAUACUCGUACAACUAUGCUGAUAGGAGUGUAGAAUGCAAUGUAUUUUCAAUUUUUCAGGGUCUCUAAAUGCUAGAAAAAAACAUUCAUUGGUUCAAAUAGUAGGUACUGAAAGGACAUUUUAUACAGGAGUUAGGUACUAUUUUCAAUUUUUCAAAUAAUUAAUAUUAGCUGAUUUUUGUCAGGAAGGCUCUUCUUAUAAUGCUAAUUUUGUUGAAUCUUUCCCGCAACUCGCACCAUUUUUGCAAGAAUAAAAGUCAUGGUGUGCAUGCACUUCUUUCUUGUAAAGUUUGAUCAUAAAAUAUUGUCUCAGGCUCCAAAACAAGUAGCGCUCCUCUAUUAAACUUUUCAAUUGUGAUUUUUGGAAGCUCUGAGAGAAAAACAAUGCCUCCCCUAAGCUGUUUAGACGGAGCCACCAUCUCUGUAAAAAUAAUCAUUAAACAUAAAUUAGUCACUCAUUUACUUACAAUUUGCAUAUAUCGAUCAAUUUUAACAACCUCAGAGCAUAGCUGUAAUUGAAAAAGUAGCAUGUUUCCAUAGGCACUCAGAAAUAUUUGAAUACAAUCAAAAGUUAUCAUGUCAUAGCUUUGAGACUAACAUGGAGCUUUUGAAAUGAUAUGACAGUCGACUUUACUUUGCAGCAAUGGGUUGAAGGUGCGAAAAGUGGCCUCAUAAUAAUGCUACGUAUUAGUUCUGUUAGCGAAAUAAACAUUAAUGGCUCAAGCAA